GCUCUACAGUUUGAGCCCCGGCGGCCACCGUAAGACUGUUUCUUCUUGAGGACGAGCUAAUCUAGCCAAUUAAUCGAUCAGUGAUCAGUUUGGACUCUGACCCGCUCAGAAGAAAGAAGAGAUGUUAUCAACUUUCUUCAGGUCAGCGCUGUCGACAUAUCGCGGGCUGUGGCUGCCGGCUCAGGUCGCCGUCAGAUCCAUGUCUUCUUCCGGCGGUCCUGGAUCUCCGUACACCUCGCUGGCCAUCAGCCAGCCAGCAGAGUUCAUCACACAUGUGGAGCUGAACCGUCCUGAGAAACGCAACGCCAUGAACAAAGUCUUCUGGAGUGAGAUGGUGGACUGCUUUAAUGCGAUCGCAGGAGACCCAGACUGCAGAGUGGUGGUGGUUUCUGGAGCAGGGAAGCUCUUCACAGCUGGUAUCGACCUGAUGGACAUGGCCGGCGACGUCCUCCAACCAGAGGGCGACGACAUGGCCAGAACUUCCUGGAACAUGCGAAAAAUAAUCUCCAAGUACCAAGAGACGUUCUCUAUCAUCGAGAAGUGUCCGAAGCCCGUGGUGGUGGCCAUCCACGGCGCCUGUGUUGGAGGAGGUGUUGAUCUGAUCACAGCCUGUGAUAUCCGUCUGUGUACGCAGGACGCCUGGUUCCAGGUGAAGGAAGUGGAUAUCGGACUGGCAGCAGAUGUUGGAACUCUUCAGAGACUUCCUAAAGUCAUCGGCAGCCGCAGCCUGGUGAACGAGUUGGCUCUGACCGCCAGGAAGAUGUACGCUGAUGAGGCCAAGAGCAGCGGACUGGUCAGCCGAGUGUUUGCAGACAAGGAGGCCAUGUUGGCCGGAGCGUUGGAGAUAGCCGGGGAGAUCGCCGGUCGCAGCCCCGUCGCUGUUCAGGGCACCAAAGUCAACCUCAUCUACUCCAGAGACCACAGUGUGGCCGAGGGGCUGGACUACAUGGCCACCUGGAACAUGAGCAUGCUUCAGACUGCAGAUGUGAUGAAGUCGGCUCAGGCCUCCAUGGAGAAGAAAAGUCCCAAAUCAAUCGUCUUCUCCAAACUUUAGACCUCAGCUGCCGACAAAAAUCCACUGUGGCCUUUUUGUUUUUUUAGACAGCUUGAACCGACUGUAGGAAGUAAGAGGGAAGCUGAUCCAUGUUGGGAAAAAGUUCCGUUAAAGUUUUCUACUAAACUAAAGAAUCCAAAAGUCAUCCACGUUCAGAGGUGACGUCUUACAAACUGUAAUAUCUUGUUGUGGAUUUAUUUCACAGUAACAGAUUUCUGAUUAUACAGAUGUGUGAAUGACUUCCUGAAUGUUUUCUUAAUAAAAAUGUGUUGAAUGAU
Acanthopagrus latus (yellowfin seabream) is the source of this 1332-nucleotide messenger RNA. It is a transcript of the gene ech1, whose product is annotated as enoyl CoA hydratase 1, peroxisomal. Gene Ontology annotation, molecular function: delta(3,5)-delta(2,4)-dienoyl-CoA isomerase activity. The record is from RefSeq and is a predicted model, not a curated record. NCBI's taxonomy places the organism in Eukaryota, Metazoa, Chordata, Actinopteri, Spariformes, Sparidae. Gene Ontology annotation, cellular component: mitochondrion. The transcript is spliced from 11 exons. Bases 122 to 1054 code for a protein of 310 amino acids.